This is a messenger RNA of Cercocebus atys (sooty mangabey), 10841 nucleotides long. RefSeq names its product zinc finger protein 483 (gene ZNF483). The record is from RefSeq and is a predicted model, not a curated record. The transcript is spliced from 6 exons. Gene Ontology annotation, biological process: regulation of DNA-templated transcription. Lineage: Eukaryota; Metazoa; Chordata; Mammalia; Primates; Cercopithecidae. Bases 233 to 2470 code for a protein of 745 amino acids.
GCAGGCGCAGUGGUCCCCACGGGCUUGCGCGCGCACUCGCUGCGGGACAAGCUUCUGGAAGCUCAUUGCGGUGGCGUUGGUGCUGUUUGCGGAUGCUGGUGCAGUUUCUGCAGGACUGUAAACUGGAUUCCUGGAACCUUUGAUAUUCCUGGCUGUAUAUAGUACCUGUUGGUGGACUGCACUGAUACUCAACUAGAGUGUGAAGGGACUGGAUUCCUGCCCCUGAGACACAAUGCAAGCUGUAGUGCCCUUGAACAAGAUGACAGCCAUCUCACCAGACCCUCAAACUCUGGCCUCGACUGAACAAAAUGAGGUCCCAAGAGUGGUUACUUCUGGGGAGCAAGAAGCUAUUUUAAGAGGAAAUGCAGCUGACGCAGAGUCUUUCAGACAGAGGUUUAGGUGGUUUUGUUACUCAGAAGUAGCUGGACCCAGGAAAGCUCUGAGUCAACUCUGGGAGCUCUGCAUUCAGUGGCUGAGACCAGACAUUCACACGAAAGAACAGAUUUUAGAGCUUUUGGUAUUUGAGCAGUUCCUGACCAUUUUGCCUGGGGAGAUCAGGAUUUGGGUAAAGUCACAACAUCCUGAGAAUAGUGAGGAGGUGGUGACCCUAAUAGAAGAUUUGACCCAGAUGCUUGAAGAAAAAGGAGAUCCAGUCUCUCAAGAUUCUACUGUUUCCCAAGAGGAGAACUCAAAAGAGGAUAAAAUGGUCGCUGUUUGUCCCAAUACUGAGUCCCGUGAAUCUAUAACAUUGAAGGAUGUAGCUGUCAACUUUUCAAGAGGAGAGUGGAAGAAGCUGGAGCCUUUUCAAAAGGAGCUAUAUAAGGAAGUGCUACUGGAAAACUUCAGGAACCUAGAAUUUCUGGACUUUCCAGUUUCAAAAUUAGAGUUGAUUUCCCAGCUGAAGUGGGUUGAAUUGCCAUGGCUGCUGGAAGAAGUCUCAAAAGGCUCCCGACCAGAUGAAUCGGCUUUAGAUAAAAUAAUAGAAAGAUGCCUCAGGGAUGAUGAUUAUGGCUUGAUGGAAGAAUUCCAGCAAUAUUGUGGCAGCUCAGAGGAGGAUCACGGUAAUCAGGGAAAUUCAAAAGGAACAGUCACACAAAACAAAACUCUUGGGAGUGGCAAUAGGGGUGAGGAAUUUGACCCAGGUAAAAGCCCCUUUGGACAUAAUUUCAAAGAAACUUCAGACUUAAUUAAACAUCUGAAAGUCUACUUGAGGAAGAAAUCUCGGAGGUAUAAUGAAAGCAAGAAACCCUUCAGUUUUCAUUCAGACCUCGUUCUGAACCGCAAGGAGAAAACCACUGGAGAAAAGUCACGGAAAUCUAAUGACGGUGGGAAAGUCUUAAGUCAUUCUUCAGCUCUUACUGAACAUCAGAAACGUCAGAAGAUUCAUUUGGGGGAUAGGUCCCAAAAAUGCAGUAAGUGUGGGAUAAUCUUUAUUAGAAGAUCAACUCUUUCUAGGAGAAAAAUCCCUAUGUGUGAGAAAUGUCGGAAAGAUUCAUGUCAAGAAGCAGCCUUAAAUAAAGAUGAGGGAAAUGAGACUGGAGAAAAAACUCAUAAAUGUAGUAAGUGUGGAAAAGCCUUUGGCUAUAGCGCCUCACUCACCAAACAUCGGAGAAUUCACACUGGAGAAAAACCCUAUAUGUGUAAUGAAUGUGGAAAAGCUUUUAGUGAUAGUUCGUCACUCACGCCACAUCAUAGAACUCACAGUGGAGAGAAACCCUUCAAAUGUGAUGAUUGUGGGAAAGGUUUCACCCUAAGUGCUCACCUCAUUAAACAUCAGAGAAUUCAUACUGGAGAAAAACCUUAUAAAUGUAAAGACUGUGGGAGACCCUUCAGUGACAGUUCAUCUCUUAUUCAACAUCAGCGAAUUCAUACCGGAGAAAAACCCUAUACAUGUAACAAUUGUGGAAAAUCCUUCAGUCAUAGCUCAUCCCUUUCCAAACAUCAGAGAAUUCAUACUGGAGAGAAACCCUAUAAAUGUGGCGAAUGUGGAAAAGCCUUUAGACAGAAUUCAUGCCUUACCCGGCAUCAGAGAAUUCACACUGGAGAAAAACCGUAUUUGUGUAAUGAUUGCGGAAUGACUUUUAGCCAUUUUACAUCUGUGAUUUAUCAUCAAAGACUUCAUUCAGGAGAAAAACCCUACAAAUGUAACCAAUGUGAGAAAGCCUUCCCAACUCAUUCACUGCUUAGUCGUCAUCAGAGAAUUCAUACUGGUGUAAAACCUUAUAAAUGUAAAGAAUGUGGGAAGUCCUUUAGUCAGAGUUCAUCUCUUAAUGAGCACCACCGAAUUCAUACAGGAGAGAAACCCUAUGAAUGUAACUAUUGUGGUGCAACCUUUAGUCGAAGCUCAAUCCUUGUAGAACACCUAAAAAUUCACACCGGAAGGAGAGAAUAUGAAUGUAACGAAUGUGAGAAGACUUUUAAAAGUAAUUCAGGCCUCAUUAGACAUCGGGGAUUUCAUGCUGCAGACUAAUCCUGGAACUACAUUAAGAUGGGGGGAAUUUAAUUCAAAUUGUCAGUUACUGAAACCCUGGGAUAUAAACUUACAAUAUUGAUCAGUAGCUGCAACUUUCAUAAAUUGGCAGUUAGGAAAAAUAUUCUUUUGCCCAUCCCUCUUCUUUUCAAGGAUGGCAACAGCUGGUAAACAGUAAUUAGUUGGUAAAGUCACUGGAAAGGGAAGAAUGCAAAAUGAUUCUGAGGCCAAACGAAUUGGAAAAACUCUUUUCUUCAGGGGAUUUCCCUCUAAUUUCUUCCACUACCAUGUAGUGUGAUGGAAAGAGAACUUGACUGCAGUCAGAUAACUUGGAUUCUGUCCCAAUUUGCCAACCAACUUGCUGUAUACACCUUGGACAAGUCAUUUGACCUUUCAGAAUUUUAUUUUCUUCACCAGCAGAAUGAAGGGAUGGGACUAAUGAUUUUUGUCUUUUUUGGUUUUUUAGUUUUUGGUUUUUUGAUAUUCCUGAUAAUCUCUGAAGCUGUGGACAUAAGUUUUUUUUUUUUUUUUUAUCAUUUCUUUCAAGUUUCUCUAGUGAAAAAUCCCACUAUUCAGGAUACUGGACUUCUUUUUUUUUUUUUUUCUGCUUUUCUUUUUUGGGAUGGUGUCUCACUAUGUUGCCCAUGCUGGUCUUGAACUCCUGGGCUCAAGUGAUCCUUCCAUCUCAGUUUCCUGAGUAGCUGACAUUACGGGUACACUCCACCAAGCCUGGUUCCCAGGAUGCUGGACUUCUAGCUUAGUGAGAAUGCAGUAUAGUUGUUGAAAACUUUGUGCAGGAAUCCCUGAAAUGUUGUAACUAGGAAUGGGCCAGUGAAACUCAAACAACUUUUCCUUGAGGGAGUAUUUUAAUUGGCCAAGGGAGCUCUUUUUCUUUUGGCGUUGGCCAAGGGUACUGAGAAGCCAGAGAGCUUGCACGGGAGCCAUCUCAGCCGUGAGAAUAACAGUCCUAGGAAAAUAGAUGGGGGCUGAGGCGAAGGAAGUGUGCUGAAAACAGAGCUGUUCUGGAUGGAUUUUGGUUUGCAAAAAUUCUACUUUAAAACAAUGUUGCCUGUAGCAAGUACAUUUUUUUGCAACUGGAGUGUAAGCAUUCUAUAUGGCAACAGUUAAAAGCUGUUCUAACAAUUUGUCUACUUGGGGUGUGCCUGCGUGUGUGUGUGUGUGUGUGUGUGUGUGUGUGUGUGUGUGUGUGUGUGUGUGUGUGUGUGUGUGUGUGUGUGUGUGUACAUUGUUGCCGCUGUUAAAAUUAGGGCAUUUCAUACUAAAAACAAUGCUUGUCUUAAAAAAUUAUAAGGGCUAACAACACUGGGCUUAUAUUUCUGUAAAGCACUCAGCUGGUCCUGGGUAGCAGCUGCCACCUUUUGAUGGGGAAUCUACUUUCUGACUUAGCUAGUUCUCUCAUGUAUGUAACCUGACUUUCCCACUGUAGGAAUGUUCUGUUAUAACCCCUACCAUUUUGAGAAUAGAUACCCUAAAAUCUAAAGAGACCCCAUUGAUAGCAAGUAAAGUUCAGGGAAUGAAUGUAGAAUUGAUACAGAAAAAAUUUUCAGUUAAGUUUUCUUUCGUGACAUUAGACCUCAGAGGAAUGGAAUAUACGGGUAUUGGUGGAUUAUUCCUUAUAAAUUUCAUUGGUGGAGUCUGAAUAAUAAUUUCCAACUGAAAAAGGAACUUAAGGCCCUGAAUGAGUGAGGUUUUAGCUUCAGGUCAUAGGGUUCUGGAGAAACCCCAUGGACAAUGGUCUAGAAAUAAGUUCCUAAAGUUGAAAUUGUAGGCAGCUCCUAUAGAAAGAGAGCUAAACAAGAAAAUUCUUGGUUUAUGGAAGUAAAGCGAUCCUUAAUGCUGAUCUUAGACUCAGGAACAUUUACUGUGACUAAUGUAUGUAGGUGUGAAAUGCUACCUCUGGGAGAAGGUUUUUGGUGCCUCCCCAACCCCAAGCCGGCAGUUUAAAUAUUGCCGUGUGAUAAAUUGGUCUGCAUAGUUAUUGCUCAGCGGACCAGCCAAUCACAUGCUAGCCACGAAAGGAAUGUUUAUAAUGAGAAUCAUUCAUGAUGGUUUUAAGUUUUUUUCUGAAAAGACAAAAAACUUGGUUUAAGUUUUGUUUUCUGAAAAAUAUAAUUUAUAGAAAGAGUUGAAGAAACAUGCAAAAGACUUCAGAAAAGACUUGUUCCAGGAUGAUUACUCUUAGACUCCCUAACAUUCAUAACAAUGUUUUAUCCCAGUAUCCAUUGGGAAUCUAGAGUAUAAACAUUUUUUUAAACGAAUUUACUGAGGUACAAAUUACAUAUCAUUAAAACCAUAUCAAGUGUACAAUUCAGUGAAUUUUAGUAGAUUUGCUGAGUUGUGUAACCAUUACCAUAAUCCAUUUUUUAGAACAUCAUCCCAGUAAGAUCCCUUAUUCCAGUUUACAGUUAAUCUCCCUUCCAACUUCUAAUCCCAGGCACCCACUACUCAGUCUACUUUGUGUCUCUAGAGUUGUCUUUUUCUGUACAUUUUAUGUUAUAUGUGAUCUUUCCAUAUUUUUUCAUUAAUGUGUUUUAAGUUCAUCCAUAUUGUAAGAUACUAGUACUUUAUUCCUUUUUAUCAUAAAUAAUACUAGAUUAUGUGGAUCCUUUGUACAUUCACUAGUUGAAGAACAUUUGAGGUUUUUCCAGUUUUUGCCUGUUAGGAAUAAUGCUGCUUUGAACAUUGGUAUGCAAGUGUUUUGAACAUUAGCGUGCAAGCCUUUGUGUGGACAUGUUUUCAUUUUUCUUAGGCAGAUGCCUGAGGGGAGUUGCUAUGUCAUAUGGUAAAUUUUUGUUUAACUUUGUUAGGAAACUGCCAAAUUGUUUUCCCAAGUGACCGCAUUACUUUACAUUCUGACUAGUAACGUGUGAGGGUUCCCAUUUCUCUACAGUCUUGCCAGUCAUUGUCUGUUUUUUAAAAAUUAUACCCAUUCUAGUGUUUGAAAUAUUCCUUUGUGGUUUUAACUCUGAUUUUCCAGAUGACGAAUAAUGUCAAAGCAUCUUUUAUGUGCUCUUCAGCCAUUCAUGUAUCUUAGUGAAGUGUUUUAUUGCCAGAUUUUUUGUCCAUUUAAAAAUGGAGUUGCUGAUAUUGUGUUGUAAUCCUUUUUAUUCUGGAUAUAAGUCCUUUAUCCAAUAUGAACUUUCUAAAUACCAUGUACUAGCUACAGAGGGCUGCCUCAAACUCUGUUGGAUAAUAAUUUAUCAAAGUCUUGAUUUCAGUAGCUAAGUCUGUAUAAUUGCCUGCGGGACAUUCACUCUGGCCCAUCACCCAAAUAUUUAAAUUCACUUUUGGAUUAAGUCACAUUAUCAAAAGGCUUUAAAUAUCUUUUGAUUCCUUAUAGGAUUGCUUUUAUUAAGAGCACUGUGACACAUUUUACUUUAAAAUGAAGUCCUUGCUUUAAAUAAUGUUUCCUCUUAAUGAGCUUGUAUAAAUUUUUUUUCAUAUCACAAGACAAGGCAAGGUUUUUGUCGAUAAAUUAACUUUAUUUAUUUUAGAAUUACUUUUUAAUGUAGUAAAAUAUAUAUAGCAUAAAAUUAUCCAUUUAAACACUUUUUGGUUAUACAACUCAGUAGCAUUUAGAUAGGUGCACGUUUUUUGCAGUCAUCACCACUGUCCAUCUCCAGAACUUUUUCAUCAUCCCAAACUGAAACUCUGUACUCCUUAAACAAUAAUGCCUCAUUUUCUCCUCCUCAGGCUCCUGGUAACCGCUGUUCUACUUCCUAUCUAUACAAAUUUGUUCUGAUUACUUGGCAUGAAUGGAAUCAUACAAUAUUUGCCCUUUUGUGUGUGGCUUAUUCCACUUAGCAUUAUGUUUUCAAGGUUCUGCUGUGUCGUAACAGGUAUCAGAAUUUAAUUCCUUUUUAAGGCUGAAUAAUAUUCCAUUUAAUUCCUUUUUAAGGGUGAAUAAUAUUCCAUUGUACUUGUAUACCACAUUUUGUUUAUCCUUUUAUCUGCCAGUGGACAUUUAAGUUGUUUCCACCGUUUUGGCUAUCAAGAAUAACAUUGCUAUAAUCAGUGGUGCUUUCUGUUCUUUUAAGUAUACACCUAGAAAUGGAGUUGCUUUAUCUUAUGAUGAUUCUAUGUUUAACUUCCUGAGGAAAUGAAACUACACUAUUCUAAAUUCCCACCAGCUAUGUGCAAGGGUUUUUUCAAUAUUCCCGCCCUUGCUAACACUUAUUUUCUAUUUCUUUUUUAUAACAAACAUCCUAAUGGGUUUGAAGUGGUAUCUUAUUCUGGUUUUGUUUUGCAUUUCCGUAGUGAUUAGUGAUGUUGACUGUCUUUUUAUGUGCUUAUUGACCAUUUGUAUCUCUUUGGAGAAAUGUUGAUUGAAGUCCUUUGCCCAUUUUUUAAUUGGUUUUGUUGCCAUUGUUGUUUAGGUGUAGAAGUUCUUUGUAUAUCCAGAACAUAUAAAGAACUUUUCAGGUAAAUGAUUUGCAAAUACUUUCUUCCAUUCUGUGUGAGUUGCCUUUUCAUUCUAUUCUUAAUGCCCUUUGAAAAAAGGUUUUAAUUUUGGUGAAGUUCGAUUUUUCUGUUUUUUCUUUCGUUCCCUGUGCUUUCGUUGUCAUGCCUGAGAAACCAUUGCCAAAUCCAAUGUCAUGAAGCUUUUCUCCUGUUCUAGGAGUUUUGUAGUUUCAGGUCUUAUGUUUAAGUCUUUUAACCAUUUUGAUUUUUAUGUAUGGUGAAGGUCCCAUCUUCAUUCUUUUGCAUGCGAAUAUCCAGUUUUCCCAGCCCCAUCUGUUGAAGAGACUAUCCUUUCCGUAUCAUGCAUUCUUUGCACUCUCGUCAAAGAUCAUUUGACCAUAUACAUGCAUGUUUAUUUCUGACUGUCUACUCUGUUCCUUUGGUCUGUAUGUUUGUCUUUAUGCUAGUACCACGCUAUUUUGAUUACUCCAGAAAUGUUUUGUAAUCAGGAUUACACUGUUUUCCUGUAGUAUGUUUUUGAAAUGAGGAAGUGUGAGGCCUCCAGCUUUGUUCUUUCCCAGAUUGUUUUGGCUAUUCAGGGGUCCUUAAGAUUUCAAAUGAAUUUUAGGAUGGUUGGUUGGUUUUUGUGGAAAAUGGCAUGGAGAUUGGGCUUGCAUUGAAUUUGUAGAUCUGUUGGGUAAUGUGGACAUAUUAAUAUGAAACAUUACAGUCUGUAAACCCAAGGUGUCUUUCCAUGUAUUUGUGCCAUCUUUAAUUUUUUCAGCAAUGUGUUAUAGUUGUCAUUGUACAAGACUUUUGCCUCCUUGGUCAAGUUUAUUCUUGAGUAUUUUAUUGUUUUUGAUGCUGUUGUAAAUGGGUCUUUGUUAGUAAAGCAUAACUGAGUUUUGAGUGUUGAUUUUGUAUCUUGCAACUUUGCUGAAUUUGUUUAUCAGUCAUAACAGUUUCUUGUGAAAUUUUUGGGAUUUUUAAAUAUAAGAUUAUGGCAUCUGCAAAUAGAUAAUUUUUCCUUCUUCCCAAUUUGAGUGGCUUUAACUUGCCAAUUGCUCUGGCUAGGACUUCCAUUACUGUGUUGAAUAGAAGCAGCACUAGCAGGCAUCUGUGCCUUUUCCUGAGAUGCUUUCAAUUUUGUAUCAUUCCAUAUGACGUUAGCUGUGGUUUUUUCAUAUUUGACCUUUAUUAUGUUAAGGUAAUUUCUUUUUAUUGAUAAAUUCUUGUUUGAAGGACAGUUUUGCUGGAUAUAGAAUUCUCAGUUGACAGUUUUGUUUUGUUUUUUCUUUCUGCGCUGAGUAUAACAACACCACAGCCUUCUAGCUUCAAAGGUUUCUGAUGAGCAAUCAGCAGUCUCACUGAGGAUCCCUUUUAUGUGAUGAUUUGCUUAUCUCUUGCCACUUUUGAGAUUCUCCUUUUCUCUUUGGAUUUCAACAACUUGAUUAUAACUUGUCUUGGUGUCUCUGGGGGGUGAGGGUAGGAGUCAGUUGCAGUGCUUGUUGCCAUAGUUCAGAACCUGCACCACAAAGACCUUUCCAGUUCUGUAGAGUGGUUUAUUGCUUUAUUAGUGCAAUAGAGAGUCACUGGAGGUUCUCUGUGUGUGUGAGUAUAUGAAUAAAUAUUUAAUUUUGUUUUGCUCUUGUUUUCACCUCAGAAUAGUUUUAUCAGAUGUGGAAUUUCUUGAUCAUUGGGGAGAAAUACCUUGCGAUUCUGAAAAGCACACCGUCAAAAUGCUUUUCAUAAAAUGUAGCACAUAUUAGGGUUUCUCCCUUGUGUGGAAAUGUUAGUGCCUAUAGAGGUCUGAACUGAGAAAACUUCUCUCAAGCCAGAACACAUGUGAGGUUCCUCUGCUGAAUGAAUCCUUUGGUGCUCAGUAAGUUGCGACUUCCAAGCGAAGUGUUUUUCACCCUGAGAAAUUGGUGAGAUACCUCUCUUGGAGUCUUUUUUAUGAAGUCUGAUGUAGAGAGGUUCUUCCAGGUUGGAGUUCUUAGGUCUCUCUCCCUUUUAGAUUAUCAGAGCAGGUCUGAUCAUCUACAAGCUUUGCUAAACCUACCUGUAGCUCUUCUGGGGUGGUGGUGGUGGUGGUGGCCGUGGCCGCAGUGUUCUGCAUUGAUUUUCUAAAUGUUUGUGGUUCUUUUGUAAAGUGGACCCUUGCCUUCUAAGUUAAUGGUGAAUGAUACAUAUUUCCUUCAUUUUUCUGCUUUGAAGCUUCAGUCUUCUUCAUUUUCUCUUCUGAUCUGUCAACACAGUCAGAACUUUCACUUAGCUCUUUGAGCAUCUUUAAGGCAGUUGGUUUAAAGUCUGUCUAGCAAGUCAAUGUUUGGUCUUCCUCGUGUCCAUUUUUUGUUGGUUUAUUUUGUGCCUUCGAAUGGUCCAUACUUCCUUGUUUCUUUGUAUGCAUUGUGAUUGUUUUUGUUGACAAAUAUCUAUUUGAAUCUUAUAAUGUGGCAGCUCUGGAAAUCAGAUUAUUCCUUUUCCCCCAGGGUUUAUUUUUUUUUAUUUGUGUGUGUGUGUGUGUGUGUGUGUGUGUGUGUGUGUGUGUAUUGUGUGUUUUUUGUUUUCAUUUUUGUUUUAUUAUCAUAGACUGUCUCUGCUAGGGAUCAGCCUGUGUUGAAUGCCUAAAGUUUUCUCAGUUCUUUUCAGAGCCUGUGUUUUCCCCUGGGCAGGGGCAAUGGCUUUCUAAAUUCUCCUAGAUACACAGUUUUUUGAAUGUCCAGAAAAACAGGUGUCAUCCCUUUUUUCUCCUGGAAGCCACUUUAGCCAGUUGGGGGUUGGGAGAAUGGUAGCUUGCUUCUGUGUCUGCUCUUCCUCUGUGAUCAGAAGUAGAUAUCUGCAAUCAGAACCCUGAUAUUUGGAGGAAGUGGCUUUUAUUGUCCACCCUGGCGGCAGCAAGCUGAACCAGAAAUGUGGGAUUGUGUCUCCACAGCUGCCUUCCAUGGAGUGGGUGGGGGAUGGGUAGCUGCUGCUUCACUGAAGGGUGAAAUCCACCAAUGUUAACUGCAAUUUACCAGUCAGGAUUUCCCCUAGAAGCUACAAAUGUUCAGAUGGACUCAAUGUGCUCCCAAAAUAAUCACUUUAGGAACUUUCUGCGGAUGUAAUUGUUAUCUAGGUGGAGAGGUGGAUUCCUGGGCCACUCUCUCCAUGUCUUUGAUUUUUCCUACUUUCUUGAAGAUUUCUUCAACUUUAUCUUCCAGCUCUACUAUUAAAUGUUGUGAAUGUUUUAUCUCUGCUGUCAUAUUUUUAUUUCCAAGUGCAUUAUGUGAUUCUCUGUUCCUUUUUUCUAAUUGGUUUUGUUUCAUAGGUGAAGUAUUUUUUCUCUGAGCAUGUUAAUUAUAGUGUGUUUCUGUGUUAUUCUUCUCCCUGCAUUAUCGCUGUUUCCUUUGAGUUGUUUUUACCUGUUUUCUGUCUCUCACAUUGGAGGCUUUCCUGAAGCCUCUGGUGAUCUUUGACUAUUUAUAUAUAAGAGCAGGGCUCUACAAGCUGAUUGGAAGGUGUUUUAGGUACUUCAGCACCAUCCAGCAGUAAUAUAAUGGGAGCCACAUACGUAAUUUCAAAUUUUGUAGUAGCCACUUUUAGAAAAUAAAACAGGUAAAAUUAAAAAUGUAUUUUACCUCACCCAGUAUAUCCAUAAUAUUAUUUCAUCAUGUAAUCAAUGUAAAAAAUUAUUGAGACAUAUUAUUUUUUGCACUAUUUUUGAAAUCUGGUAUGUAAUGUGUCACAGCACGUCUUAAUCUACACACAAAAUUUUCAUUUGUAAUACUUAACUCACAUUUAGAUUUAUAAAACAGAGUUGAUAAGUAGAUUCACAUAGUUCUUCUAAACAUAUUUUGUUGUUCUAAAUAUGCUUAAUUCCAAUAACUGAAUCAAGUAUCCAAUUUUUUUUUUUUUUCCGAGAUGGAGUCUCACUUUGUCGCCCAGGCUGGGGUGCAGUGGCGCAAUC